Durusdinium trenchii is the source of this 1635-nucleotide messenger RNA. Lineage: Eukaryota; Dinophyceae; Suessiales; Symbiodiniaceae. The record is from the annotation of a GenBank genome assembly.
AUGGAUCCUCGCCCUUUGCUGUCGGACUGCGAACCCGACCAGCCUCAGGCUGCGGAUUCCGCGGCGAGCACCUUCUCCGAUGGCACGGCUUCGGAGAGUGUGGCUUCCGGGGGCCAAGUGCCCGACGCAUGCCCCGAAGCUGCUUCGCCCGGUUCAUCAUAUACAUUGGUGAACGACCCGCAGAUCCCAAGGCUACUUGGAAAGAUCGAAGAGCAUGUGAAGACAGGCUUUCAGGAUACACGAGUCUUGGAAGCACAGCCUGGCUUCAUCGAGAAAGUGGUGAAGGUGCCAUUUCAGCUCAUCCUCAACCACAGCUGUGUGGUGUUGGGUGCUGCAGGCGCUGGCAAAACCACCAUUUGUAAAGCCUUGGGCGGUGACAAGUUCAAUCCCAAUGUUGAAGCCGGGCCUCAUUUGAGGAAUCGAACGCUCAAUGCACAAGCUUUCGAUCUCGAGCUCGAAGGUCUUACGAAGGAUCUCCGGCUGGUGCUAAUUGACACUCCAGGAUGGAGCCACGAAACCAGCACGGACAUCAAGUCGCAAUACAAACAGAUCUUGAAAGACAAGCAUUUGGUCUCAGAACACACUCCUCAUAUCAUCAUGCUUUGCGUUCCGGUGUCCUCCAUCCGUCAGUUCCAGAGAGAUGAAGCAAAGAAAAUGAGCAAUCAAUUGCAAGAGCUGAAGUUUGACAGGCGCUUUCCCAUCAAGGUCCUUCCUGUGGCCACCAAGGCAGACACGGAGCAUCGAAAGGAAUUGCCUGAGCUUUUGUCCGCAAUCAAGAGCCUUGCAGAGGAAGCCUUUCAAAACACUGGGGCAGAAGUGGAAGAACCACUUUCCACAAGUUUCCCACCAGGGGGCCAACCGCAGGGAGUGCAGGAGUUGAAGGCAUUGCUGGAACGUGUGUUGCAUAGCCAGCUGUGCUCAGCCGAAUUUCGAUGCCUUUGGCAAAAGGCCUUGGCCCAGCGUGUGGCGGCAGAUGCCAGGAUGCAUUGUGAGACGUUUCCACAGAAUGACUCUGCUUUGCGUGUGUUCAAGAGCGGCUGUUGCACGGUGGCAGCUGCUUGUGGGAAGCAUGUUGAGCGGUUGGACUUCGACUGGAGGAGAGCCACGGUGGAGGAGUUGCCCUGGUCAGACAUUGAACUCAUUCCAACCACCGAAGUGGAGACUUGGAAGCCUCCUGAACUGUCAAAUUGCUCCCGCAUCCGGAUGGGUAUAAGAUCUCGGCCUGGUUUUGCUAUGACUAUUGCUGUGGCUAUCAUGGUGGUCCUGACUGUGAUCGUGAUGCACUGCAACUCAGAGUGGCAGUGGACCCAAAUGACAAGACGAUUUGAACAUGCAGAGACGGCCUCGAAGCUGGCCCAAAAGAAGGCAGACGAGAUGAGUCAAAAAGAAACAGCCCUUCAAGAGCAGUUGGACCAGACCAAAGGAACUCUUAAACAUGAGGAAGCUGUGGACCAAACGCUUGCUGGUACCAUGUGCAAGUGGGAUGUCCAAUCUAAACAGUGUCUUGGUUUGAACCCACUUGCUGCUGUCAAGAGUGCAGAUAAGUGCCAACAGGCUUGCUGCAAACUUGGCCGGGAGUUGUGCUCCGUUUGGCAAUAUCGCCACAGUGGGGAACUCGAACGACUGCACUGGUGA